This is a messenger RNA of Opisthocomus hoazin, 684 nucleotides long. RefSeq names its product stathmin domain containing 1 (gene STMND1). Lineage: Eukaryota; Metazoa; Chordata; Aves; Opisthocomiformes; Opisthocomidae. The record is from RefSeq and is a predicted model, not a curated record.
AUGGGCUGCAAUAUUUCUAACAGGGUCGCUGUGGCACAGCUAUCUUCCGAGAAGCUGCAGAACAACUGGGAAGCCAAAGGCCAGGCUAAAAAUGACAGCAUUGCUGGAAGAGAGGCAUUCUCCUCACACAAUGGGGCAGCUUCGCCAACAGGCACUUCAAAGGAUGGAGCCAAACUUGAAAAUAAGACAAGUGAGGGAAACUCCGCUGAAGAACUACCAGAAAGAUUUACAUCUUCUCAAAAAAGCAGCAAUGCACAAAGCACAGACGCACUGCUCACCAGCGAGUUCAUCAGUCAAUCACGGUCCUUACAGGAGCAGAGGAAAAAGUCAUCAGACAUUCUUGAGGAGCUGAGGAUGCAGGGAAUAAUCAAGAGCCAAAGUACCACUGCCAGGGCUGGAGAAGUGUAUGAACACAAGAGAGAUGCCCUGGAAAAGACACUGAAGAAACCACCAGCCAGGCUGGAAAAAAUUCAGUUUGGAAACAUAGGUGAUUUUACAGUGAAGGACAUGAACACUUCUGCUGAAGAGAAAAAACAGGUUAGGGAAGAGGAACUGAACAAAAUGCCACAACACAUCACAUUUUUUCCAGCAACUGCCCACCAAACUACAGGUAAACAGACUGAAAACGACUGCCCAAAUUUUGAAAGUCGAGGAGGUACAGACACCCCUCAGCCCUCACCUUAA